Messenger RNA from Rubroshorea leprosula, 513 nucleotides. NCBI's taxonomy places the organism in Eukaryota, Viridiplantae, Streptophyta, Magnoliopsida, Malvales, Dipterocarpaceae. The record is from the annotation of a GenBank genome assembly.
CUGAUUUUCCUUACCUUUGCUUUGUUGGUUUUCAGUUGAGAGAUCAUUUAGAAAAUAUUACUGAUACCACUAGUGGAGAAAGUGUUGUGGGAGUGAUUGAUCCAAGGGACAUAAAGAUAGGCAGCAGGAAGUAUUACAGAUACCUUGGAUCUCUUACAACUCCUCCUUGUACUGAAAAUGUUGUGUGGACCAUUGUUAGAAAGGUCAGGACUGUGACAAGGGAGCAAGUUAAGCUACUACGUGUUGCAGUUCAUGAUGAUUCAAAUUCUAAUGCAAGACCACUACAACCAAUAAAUUGGCGAACGGUGCAACUCUAUAGACCAAAUGAAAAGGAAGAGAACUAGAACCUAUGAGCUUUUGCAGCUUCGGAUUUCAUAUAUAAUUCCCUUCUUGUGGCAUCUUUGAGAGAGUGCUCGUACUUUAUUCUUGCAUUGAUUCUUCAAGGAUAUAUUCAAGCCAUUGUUUGUUAUUUUGAUAUAUUAAUUGAUUCUUCGAUAAAGGAACAAAUUCAUA